AUGUUCUCCCAGCUCGCCGCUCUGAUGCUCGCGGCGCUGUCAUUCGCCAGCGCUGCGCCAUCCCGCCAACAAGCUGUGAACGCUGCCCCGCAGGCGGGCACGUAUCAGAUAUCCACCCCGAAGUACGGACCGGCCGCGAUCCGCUCGUACACGAUCGGCCAAGCGCUGUACGCAAGCCGUACAUUGGAGUUUCCGGGUCCUUAUGGUCUUCAUGAACUGACCCCCACCGGCGGGGACAACUUCCAGCUCAAGAACGUGGGACUUGACUCACCCUUCGUGAGCACGUCCGCAUCGUCUGCUCAUGAGUUCUACCUUGAGGAGAGUGCUGUACCGGGAUACUUCAUUGUCCACACCGCGGAUGGGUCUGGCCUUGUUUGGACGCUCAACCCCGAGGAUGGGCCUGUCGUGCAGCGCAUCAUUCUGGCCUCCGCCAAUGGAGGGGAUGACCAGCUUUUCCGAUUUUCCGUGUCCGAAGGCAAUCCCCUGCCUCUGGGAUUGGGGCACCUCGCCGCCGGCCUGUAUGCGGCCCACGUGCCUGCCAAAGCUACGCGUGUCGGGCCGGUCACGCCCGGUGCAUAUUACAUCCUCGACGGCUACUUUAAUGGCAUGCUGCGCAGCUACACGAUCGGCCAAAACGCGUACACGAGUAUUGCCAGGGACUUCCCUGGAGACUUCGGCGUCUGGGUCGUGAAAGGCGACGACAGCAUGGGAUACACUAUCACCAACGCCGCACAGAACUUGCCGCUGGUGGUCACUGGAUCCAAGAACCUCGCGACAAUCCCUGUCGGUCCCCCGGCCCAGUUCACCUUCUCGCUCGGCAGCCAGGGCCGUGUGUCCAUCGCCUCGCUCGGCGGCCGUGGAGUUUGGGGUGUAGAUCCCUCGCAGGGCCCCGUCCAAGCUCAGAUCCAGAUCCAGCCGCAGAAUCCCGGGGACCCCAAACAGGAGUUCGCCUUUGCUCCAGUCAGCAACUUAGUUUGAGUGUUCUGCUUGAAAUUUGUGUACUUGCUCGAAUCCAAUACAAUCAAUGGUCGAUUGGAAGUCUCGCAUACUUGAGAUGCGUGAUUCACCGUUU
Messenger RNA from Mycena citricolor, 1072 nucleotides. The record is from the annotation of a GenBank genome assembly. NCBI's taxonomy places the organism in Eukaryota, Fungi, Basidiomycota, Agaricomycetes, Agaricales, Mycenaceae.